ACACUCAGUUCUGGUUUAUUUAAUUUACUGCAGUAGUGUGAAGUAGACUGUAGUGUGUUGGUGUUGGUGAAGUCGUGUUCACUACAGACACUGAAGAUGAAGAUACUUUUGAUCAUUUUCACACUAUCAUGCAUUAAGGACUCGAGAGCUCAGAUUAAACAUGUACACUUUCAUUUAAGUGGAUGCAGUGAAUCAGAUAAAGAGACUUUGAUGGAACUUGAUGACGAGGAAAUAUUUCACGCCGAUUUUAAAAAACAAGAUCUGGAGAUGAAGUUACCUGACUUUGCAGACCCUAUAGAGUGGCCUGGUCUUUAUGACCUCAGUGUCUCAGAGCAAGAAGGCUGUAAACACAACCUUGAUGUAGCAGUGAGUGCCUACAAAAACCCUCCAGAAGCUCUGGAUGCCCCACAGAACUCCAUCUACCCCAAACAAAAGAUGCAGCUGGGAUCACAGAACACACUCAUCUGUCACUCAACACGUUUCUUCCCUCCUCCUGUUACUGUGCACUGGACCAAGAACGGUGAAGACGUGACGGACAAAUCCACACUCAGUCAGUUCUACCCGAAUGAAGACAACACCUACAACCAGUUCUCUCACCUGUCCUUCACCCCACAGGAAGGAGACAUUUACACCUGCACAGUGGAGCACAAGGCGCUGGAUUCACCUGACACCAGGACAUGGGAGGUGAAUGUUGAACUUCCCAGUGUUGGUCCGUCUGUGUUUUGUGGUGUUGGUCUGUUUGUAGGUUUGCUCGGAGUCGCUACUGGAACUUUCUUCCUGGUUAAAGGAAACAGAUGUAACUGAAGAUUAGAGCUCAAUAAAUUCCUGCUGAAGAACAACAACAAUCUCACUAAAGUUCUGUAAUGUUUGUAAUAAAAUGAAUUCAGUUAAAUUUAUGUAAUAAUUGUUUACUAAAGUUUUAAUAGUCUGCUGUUCUCUAAGUGUGUUAUCAGAUAUCACAGGAUUCAUAAUGAACAUUAAUAUGUUUGUGAUUUGGUCAUAAUUUUGUAUUUUCUUUCCUGACUCUUAUUCUUUUAAGUUAUUUUAUAAGUCUGUUUUACAAUGAGGCAAUAAAGACGUACUGAUUUUAGAUUCCA
Molecule: messenger RNA, 1097 nt
Organism: Tachysurus vachellii
Lineage: Eukaryota; Metazoa; Chordata; Actinopteri; Siluriformes; Bagridae
Product: H-2 class II histocompatibility antigen, A-U alpha chain-like
Exons: 4
Coding region: 97-804 (235 amino acids)
Biological process (GO): immunoglobulin production involved in immunoglobulin-mediated immune response; peptide antigen assembly with MHC class II protein complex; positive regulation of T cell activation
Cellular component (GO): membrane; MHC class II protein complex
Molecular function (GO): MHC class II protein complex binding
Source: RefSeq, a predicted model, not a curated record